Molecule: messenger RNA, 465 nt
Organism: Cryptomeria japonica (Japanese cedar)
Lineage: Eukaryota; Viridiplantae; Streptophyta; Pinopsida; Cupressales; Cupressaceae
Exons: 4
Coding region: 1-465 (154 amino acids)
Source: RefSeq, a predicted model, not a curated record
AUGACUGAUGAGUUUGCAGCACUCUUUGCAGCACGUGCAGUGGCCAAGAUAUCGGAUCCGGUGGAGAUGAUUCCCACUUUUGAUGAUGAUGAGGAUGAUCAGCCUGAGCGACUAGGGAGACGAGGAGAAGCGGGUGAGGAGCAACAGUUACAGGAAAAUAAGAGAUUUUCGGCAUCUCUGGGGAAAGAGGAUAAGGGUAAUCAGAAGAACGCGGAGAUUGAAUCUGAGGACAUUGGUAAAGAUGGAAGUGAUAUGGAGACCGAUGAGUCUGAUGGAGAGGAGAGUUGGAAGGAAGAGGAAGUGGGAGAAGAGGAAGGAGGAGCUGAGGAAGUUUCCAAUCAAAAUAGUCCGACCCACAGUAUGAGCAUAGGAAUUGUUAAUAGUCAACCACUGGAAGAGAAGGACAAUGUUAAUGAGGAAAAGGAAAUGGAAAUUGAGCAGGAAAAGGACAAGGAAACUGAGUAG